Molecule: messenger RNA, 1135 nt
Organism: Ceraceosorus guamensis
Lineage: Eukaryota; Fungi; Basidiomycota; Exobasidiomycetes; Ceraceosorales; Ceraceosoraceae
Product: NAD(P)-binding protein
Exons: 2
Coding region: 230-1027 (265 amino acids)
Molecular function (GO): oxidoreductase activity
Source: RefSeq, a predicted model, not a curated record
GUGGACGGCAUUUCUCCGGUGUUCUUGCCUACGUUCGCGGCGUCUCAGCGAUCACGUCAACGCAUCAGAGAAAUAAGCUUACGAAGGGCAAGUGUAAGCUUUUGGUGACGAUCCACGACGUCUAUAAAACGGGACUCGAAUCAUCUCUCGGAGAAUUGCCCUUUCCAAACUUCACAUUCUCCACAUCUUCCGAUAGCAGGUCCCUGCUUUGCACCACGACGACUCCAUCAUGUCUGCACAGCCUCGUUACGUCUCGCAGCUGAAGGGCCAAAAGGCGGUCAUCAUCGGCGGAUCCUCGGGUCUAGGCUUCGCAGUGGCUUCUGCUCUCAUCGAAGAGGGAGCGAGCGUAGUCAUCUCUAGCAGCAAUCAAUCCAAGUUAGACGACGCCGUCAAGCGCCUCAACGACCCCAAGCUGCAGUAUAAUGCGGACCCCAGCAGGGUCUCUGCAAAAGCCUGCAAUCUGCUAGGAGAGGGUAUGGAGGAGUCGCUCGCCAAUCUGUUCUCUUCCGUGGGUGAAUUUGACCACCUAAUACACACCGCUGGAGAUCCACUGGCCAUAUCACCGCUGGAGCAAGCAAGCUACCACCAGAUCCUCAAGGCGGGCGAAGUGCGUUUCUUCAGUGCAAUCCUGGCCGCCAAGACUGCUCAGCCGCAUCUUCGCAAAGGCGGCUCCAUCACCCUCACCACCGGUUCCAUCUCCGUCAGCCCUCGACCCGAUUGGGCCAUCAUCAGUGGAUUUGCGGGUGGUCUGAUAAGCCUGGGCAGACAAUUGGCCUACGAUCUUUCGAAGUACGAUUUGAGAGUCAAUGUGGUCAGCCCAGGAGGAGUGGAGACGGAAUUGUGGAGCGGCAUGCCGCAAGACAAGAGGCAAAAGACUUUCGAGGCCAUGAGUCAAAGGGCUUUGACGGGCAAGAUCGCUCAGCCUUAUGAGGUCGCUCAGACUUACAUUGGCCUGCUCAAGGACACCAACAUCACCGCUCAGACGAUUUACACUGACUCUGGCGCCCUAUACGGUCCUCGCCCGUGAAGCUUGGAAGGUGCACUGGGAAGAUGGUAGUAUCAGAAAUGACCCGCAUCAUUGGAUCAAGAUUUACGUAAUGGACACUUGUACACGAUUAGAUGCCACAAUUCUGCG